AGCCGGAGUCAGCGGCGGGUGGCGGCGCCUGGAACCUGGAGCCCGAGCCGCCGCCCCCUUGCUACCCCCUUCCCGCCGCCCGGGCAUGGACUGACGAACGCCCCCUCUCUGCUCUACUCCCUCCCCGCCCCCCUGCAGGAAGGAGGCGCCCCCAAGUCUCCCCUUCUGCCUGAGGGGCCGUGCGGGCCGCCGGGUCAGGCCGUGCUGGUCCGGAGUCGAGCCUGCGGUGGGGGACCGGCUGAGGCUCGCGAGGGUAGAGGCGAGCGCUGCCGGCGCUGUCGCCGCCGCCGCCGCCGUCGCCGUCCGCUGCCUCGCGGGGCCGAGAUGGCGGCGGAGCGGGGGGCCCGGCGGCGCCUGAGCGCCUCCUGCUUCUGGCUGAGCUGCCUUCUGCUGCUGCUCGCACGCCUGGCUCCCGGCGCCGGGGCCGCCAGGAGCGGGGCCCCGCUGCCGUCCGCAGGUGUCGGUGUUCGAACAUUUACUCCAUUUUAUUUUCUGGUGGAGCCGGUGGAUACGCUCUCAAUUAGAGGCUCUUCUGUUAUAUUAAAUUGUUCAGCAUAUUCUGAACCUUCUCCAAAAAUUGAAUGGAAAAAAGAUGGCACUUUCUUAAACUUAGUAUCAGAUGAUCGACGCCAGCUUCUCCCAGAUGGAUCUUUAUUUAUUAGCAAUGUGGUGCAUUCCAAACACAAUAAACCUGAUGAAGGCUACUAUCAGUGUGUGGCCACUGUUGAUAGCCUUGGAACUAUUGUUAGUAGAACAGCCAAGCUUACUGUAGCAGGUCUUCCAAGAUUUACCAGCCAGCCAGAACCUUCUUCUGUUUAUGCUGGGAACAGUGCAGUUUUAAAUUGUGAAGUUAAUGCAGACUUGGUUCCAUUUGUGAGGUGGGAACAGAACAGACAGCCCCUGCUCCUGGAUGAUAGAAUUAUCAGGCUUCCUAGUGGGACACUGGUGAUCAGCAAUGUGACUGAAGGAGAUGGGGGACUGUAUCGCUGCUUAGUUGAAAGUGGUGGGCCACCAAAGUAUAGUGAUGAAGCUGAAUUGAAGGUUCUUCCAGAUCUAGAGGAAACAGCAAACUUAGUGUUUUUGAAACAGCCUUCUUCCUUAGUCAGAGUCAUUGGUCAGAGUGCAGUGUUGCCAUGUGUUGCUUCAGGAUUUCCUGCUCCAGCUAUUAGAUGGAUGAAAAAUGAGGAGUUACUCAACAUGGAAAGCUCUGAAAGAUUGGUCUUGCUGGCAGGUGGUAGCCUGGAGAUCCGUGAUAUCAUUGAAGAUGAUGCUGGGACAUAUUUUUGUAUAGCUGAUAAUGGAAAUGAGACCAUUGAAGCUCAAGCAGAGCUUAUGGUGCAAGCCCAGCCUGAAUUCCUGAAACAACCUGCUAAUAUAUAUGCUCAGGAAUCAAUGGAUAUUAUAUUUGAAUGUGAAGUAACUGGGAAGCCAACUCCAACUGUGAAGUGGGUCAAGAAUGGGGAUAUGGUUAUCCCAAGUGAUUACUUUAAGAUUGUAAAGGAACAUAAUCUUCAAGUUUUGGGUCUGGUGAAAUCAGAUGAAGGGUUCUAUCAAUGCAUUGCUGAGAAUGAUGUUGGAAAUGCACAAGCUGGAGCCCAGCUGAUAAUCCUUGAACAUGAUGUUGCCAUCCCAACAUUACCUCCCACUUCACUGACCAGUGCCACUACUGACCAUCUAGCACCAGCCACAGCGGGACCUCUGCCUUCAGCCCCUCGAGAUGUUGUGGCCUCCCUCGUCUCUACCCGCUUCAUCAAACUGACAUGGCGGACACCUGCAUCUGAUCCUCACGGGGACAACCUCACCUACUCUGUGUUCUACACCAAGGAGGGCAUUGCCAGAGAGCGUGUUGAGAAUACCAGUCACCCGGGAGAGAUGCAGGUUACCAUUCAAAACCUAAUGCCAGCAACUGUGUACAUCUUCAGAGUUGUGGCUCAGAAUAAGCAUGGAUCCGGAGAGAGUUCAGCUGUACUACGAGUUGAAACACAACCUGAGGUUCAGCUCCCUGGCCCUGCACCUAACAUCCGAGCUUAUCCAACUUCUCCUACUUCCGUCACGGUCACAUGGGAGACACCAGUGUCUGGCAAUGGGGAAAUCCAGAAUUACAAAUUAUACUACAUGGAGAAAGGAACUGACAUUGAGCAGGAUGUUGAUGUUUCAAGUCAUUCCUACACCAUUAAUGGUUUGAAAAAAUACACAGAGUAUAGUUUCCGAGUGGUGGCCUACAAUAAACAUGGUCCUGGAGUCUCCACACAGGAUGUUGCUGUUCGUACAUUAUCAGAUGUUCCCAGUGCUGCUCCUCAGAAUCUGUCAUUAGAAGUGAGAAAUUCAAAGAGUAUUAUGAUUCACUGGCAGCCACCUUCUCUAUCCACACAAAAUGGACUAAUUACUGGUUACAAGAUUCGCUACCGAAAGGCCUCCCGCAAAAGUGAUGUCACCGAGAUCUUGGUAACUGGGGCACAGCUGUCUCAACUGAUUGAAGGUCUUGAUCGGGGGACUGAAUAUAAUUUUCGAGUGGCUGCUCUAACAGUGAAUGGUACAGGCCCGGCAACUGACUGGCUGUCUGCUGAAACUUUUGAAAGUGACUUAGAUGAAACUCGUGUUCCUGAGGUGCCUAGCUCUCUUCAUGUCCGCCCGCUUGUCACUAGCAUCGUAGUAAGCUGGACUCCACCAGAGAAUCAGAACAUUGUGGUGAGAGGUUAUGCCAUUGGUUAUGGCAUUGGUAGUCCUCAUGCUCAGACCAUCAAGGUGGACUAUAAACAACGCUAUUAUACCAUUGAAAAUCUGGAUCCAAGCUCUCACUAUGUGAUUACCCUGAAAGCAUUUAACAACGUGGGUGAAGGCAUCCCCCUAUAUGAGAGUGCCGUGACCAGGCCACACACAGACACUUCUGAAGUUGAUUUAUUUGUUAUUAAUGCUCCAUACACUCCAGUGCCAGAUCCCACUCCCAUGAUGCCACCCGUGGGAGUUCAGGCUUCCAUUCUGAGUCAUGACACCAUAAGGAUCACUUGGGCGGACAAUUCCCUGCCCAAGCACCAGAAGAUUACAGACUCCCGGUACUACACAGUCCGAUGGAAAACCAACAUCCCAGCAAACACCAAGUACAAGAAUGCAAAUGCAACAACAUUAAGUUAUUUGGUGACUGGUUUAAAACCAAACACACUCUAUGAAUUCUCUGUGAUGGUGACCAAAGGGCGAAGAUCAAGCACAUGGAGUAUGACAGCCCAUGGGACCACCUUUGAGUUGGUUCCUACUUCUCCACCGAAGGAUGUGACAGUUGUAAGUAAAGAAGGAAAACCAAGGACCAUAAUUGUGAAUUGGCAGCCUCCCUCUGAAGCCAAUGGCAAAAUUACAGGCUACAUCAUAUAUUACAGUACAGAUGUGAAUGCGGAGAUACACGACUGGGUUAUUGAGCCUGUGGUAGGAAACAGACUGACUCACCAGAUUCAAGAGCUAACACUUGACACGCCGUAUUACUUCAAAAUCCAGGCUCGGAACUCAAAGGGCAUGGGGCCCAUGUCUGAAGCUGUGCAGUUCAGAACACCUAAAGCGGACUCCUCUGAUAAAAUGCCUAAUGACCAAGCCUCAGGGUCUUCAGGAAAAGGAAGCCGGAUACCGGACCUAGGACAUGACUACAAACCUCCAAUGAGUGGCAGCAACAGCCCUCAUGGGAGCCCCUCUCCUCUAGACAGUAAUAUGCUUCUGGUUAUCAUCGUUUCUGUUGGUGUCAUCACCAUUGUGGUGGUUGUGAUUAUUGCUGUUUUUUGUACCCGGCGUACCACCUCUCACCAGAAAAAGAAACGAGCUGCCUGCAAAUCAGUGAAUGGCUCCCACAAGUAUAAAGGUAACUCUAAAGAUGUCAAACCUCCAGACCUCUGGAUCCAUCAUGAGAGACUGGAGCUGAAACCAAUUGACAAGUCUCCAGACCCAAACCCCAUCAUGACCGAUACUCCCAUUCCUCGCAACUCUCAAGACAUCACACCAGUGGACAAUUCCAUGGACAGCAAUAUCCAUCAAAGGCGGAACUCAUACAGAGGGCAUGAAUCAGAGGACAGCAUGUCUACACUGGCUGGAAGGCGGGGUAUGAGACCAAAGAUGAUGAUGCCCUUCGACUCUCAGCCACCCCAGCCUGUGAUUAGUGCCCAUCCCAUCCAUUCCCUCGAUAACCCUCACCAUCAUUUCCACUCCAGCAGCCUCGCUUCUCCAGCUCGCAGUCAUCUCUACCACCCGGGCAGCCCAUGGCCCAUUGGCACAUCCAUGUCCCUUUCAGACAGGGCCAAUUCCACAGAAUCUGUUCGAAAUACCCCCAGCACUGACACCAUGCCAGCCUCCUCAUCUCAAACAUGUUGUACUGACCAUCAGGAUCCUGAAGGUGCUACCAGCUCCUCCUACUUGGCUAGCUCCCAAGAGGAAGAUUCGGGCCAGAGUCUUCCCACAGCCCAUGUUCGCCCUUCGCACCCGUUAAAGAGUUUUGCGGUGCCAGCAGUCCCACCCCCCGGGCUCCCCACUUACGAUCCUGCGUUGCCAAGCACACCGUUACUGUCCCAACAAGCUCUGAACCAUCACAUUCACUCAGUGAAGACAGCUUCCAUUGGGACUUUAGGAAGGAGCCGGCCUCCUAUGCCAGUGGUUGUUCCCAGUGCCCCUGAAGUACAGGAGACCACGAGGAUGCUAGAAGACUCGGAGAGUAGUUAUGAACCAGAUGAGCUGACCAAAGAGAUGGCCCACCUGGAAGGACUAAUGAAGGACCUAAAUGCCAUCACAACCGCAUGACAACCUUCACCGAGACCCAGCUCCAAGCCUGAGUUUAGAAGUCUUGGAACUUAGCCUUGAAAGCAAGGAAUUGUACAGAGUACGAGAGGACAGCACUUGAGAACACAGUGAGCCAGCAGAUGAGCCAGCACCUCUACGUGGGGUUGGCUCCAGGCACAGGCACCUACCUUCUCCCGGUCAGCCUGGAAGACGCCCGCGUCAAGGCACCUUCCCUUUGCCUGCUGAUUCCCUGUGGGGCUGGGCACCAUGGGCCAAAAUUCUGUGUCCAGGAAAGAGGCAAGAAGUGCAACCUGCAUUUCACUUUGUGAUCAGGCUGUGUCUUCAUGCUGCAACUGCAUCACUUUUAUAGAGUGUAGACAUUGGAAUUUAUGUACAAUUUUAUUUGUGUCCUAUUUUAUUUUGCCUUUAAAAAAAAAAAAAAAACACGUAUCAAAAACCAAGGAAGUCCGUGGUGUUCUCCACAAGUGGUUGACAUUUGGCUGCUUGUUCCAGUUGCAUAUGGAAAGUCAUUGACAGUGUGGGUUGUGCCAGGGGUUGACUUGUUUUUGGUUUUGUUUGUAUGUUUUAAUUCUGAGAUGUUGCAUCCUCUACCAGCUGUUAAUCCAUCACUUUGAGGGGGAGGAAAUGUUGCAUUGCUGUUUGUAAGCUUUUUUAUUAUUUUUUUAUUAUAAUUAUUAAAGGCCUGACUUUCUCCUCUCAUCACUGUGAGAUUACAGAUCUAUUUGAAUGAUAUGUAACAUUGAAAAGACUUGCUUUCUGUGCAGAUUCGGUAUUGGGGUGGGGGCUGGGGGUUGGGAAAAGGAAAUGGAGGGGCUACUGAGGUGCUGUGAAUGUUUCGGUCAUUGUACUUUCUUCUAGAAGCCUGCAGAGAACAGAAGCGUCUUUAUUGUCCUUUCCUGGCAUGUCCAUCUUAUUGUCACUACAUUGCAACUGAAGUUUUGUUCGAAUCUGGUUAAAAGCUCUUCUGUGCAAUAGGUGGGUUUGAAGAUGUAGCCCCCUGAUGUCUUGGUCCUAUCCUGAUGGAAAUGUCAGUGCUGAGGACCCUGGGGUUAUGUUUCUAGUUGUGAAAGGGUACUAAGUAGAGCAUGAGCCUGGUUCCACUCCUGGGAGUCAGAAAGCACAUUUUUUUGCUGUUGGCAGUGGCUGCCUUUGGAGAGGUGGGAGCUUUGUUUUCUUCUCUGGUGCCUGUCCUCAGCCAGGCAGACUCUCACUUCCCCAUUGGACAGCCCAUCAGAAAAAGCAUAUGAGCCGAGGAUUUAUCUCAGCAGCAUAAGUGCCUGCCUUGCAAGUGCGAGGUCGUGAGUUCAAUCCCCGGUACCAAAAAAAAAAAAGCAUACAAAGGGCAAGGCAAGGCCAGGCUAUAGCAUCCCUAUGGUUCCCCACUUUCUGCACAUAGUUCUUCAAGUGGCAGGAGACAGACAGCAGAGGGCCAACAGAAGCAGCUGACCCCGCAUGCCAGCAGCUCAGCCAAACCCCAGGUAGAAUGAGGUGGCAAGGAGUUUAAGGUAUGGUAAAGGCUCGCCACACAUAGCAGCUCUUGCCUUCGCAGAAUUCUUACCGUCUUUUUCUUGAAAAGGUAAGGAGUUAAGAUGUGUGAUUGUUUUAUUUUAACUAUUUAGACAGUAUAUUGAAAAACACAGGAGUGGCUCUUAAGAAUCUUCUAUUCCCCAGGAGACAGUGUGGGGACAGUGAAGAGGUAAAUGGGCCUGGGUUCUUAACCAACGAGACUGCCGAUGCCACUAGCAGGUGUCCCCACUCACUGCCCCAUCCUGCUCAGGCCUCACAGGUCCCCUGCAGGCCUGGAGCCAGCCACCUACCUUUGAACAUGGGUCAUUUCCCCCAUCUCAUGUCUUACCACACAUUUUCUUUUAUACAAGAUGAACUUUGCAUUUAUGAUUUAGUGAGGGCAACGUAAAGGGCACUGCAGGAACUACUGCCACGCUAGCUAGUUGCAUCAUGGUGCCAGGCGGGGUUCUGGACACCCAGCGCAUACCAUCUGAUCCUGAAAAGAGCAGUCAAAGCAUCCUGGCCAUCAGGAGGGCUGGAGUCCCCAGAAACUCUCGUACCUUCUUGCCCAAAGAACAUGCUCAGUAUUUAGGGCAUUCCCUCCCGUGAACCCUGACACUUCUGUUACCUCAGGGCCUCUGUACCUGGAUACUGCCACAGAAUUGGGGUGGGGUGGGCGAGGGACCUAUUUUUAAAUAAAGUGUUCAAAGUUGGAAAUUUUUUAAAAUUAAGAAAAAGGAAAGCUAUUCUGUAUUGUACCUUUUCACGGUUUAAUACAUUUUCUUACAUUUUCCUGUGAUUUUUGAAACUAAACCAUUGUGUGUCUCGUGUCCUACUUAAGCUGUUGCUCAGUAGCUUCCUUCGGGUAAUGUGAAACCAGUGUGUGUGUUGCCGUGUGUUGCCUGCUGGAGGGGCCCGGAGGACUGCUGGGACUGGGUUCUGUACACACUUGUUUGGCCUUUUCUGUAGUUGAUGCUGUAAACUCUAUGGCUUUUAAAAAAAAAUUCAUGUUUUUAUUUUGUAUUGGAAAUCCAAUACACUUUUUUAAUCCAAUCAAA
Molecule: messenger RNA, 7334 nt
Organism: Cavia porcellus (domestic guinea pig)
Lineage: Eukaryota; Metazoa; Chordata; Mammalia; Rodentia; Caviidae
Gene: Neo1
Product: neogenin 1
Exons: 29
Coding region: 325-4770 (1481 amino acids)
Biological process (GO): axon guidance; cell-cell adhesion; neuron migration
Cellular component (GO): plasma membrane; cell surface; axonal growth cone
Molecular function (GO): protein binding
Source: RefSeq, a predicted model, not a curated record